AUUUAAGUGACAAAACUCAAAAGAUAAUAAUUGUACUGUCUAAUGAAUAAACAUAUAUAUAAUAAUAUUUAAUAAAUUUUAUAAUUAAAUAUUCAGUUCUUUGUGAAAGGUGAUAUUUCGUAAGGUUUUCAACUAUAUAGUUUAUAACAACAAACUAACAAAGACUAACACUUAUGCUGAAGGCACACGAAAAUAUGCAUUUAGGGAUGAAUAUUUCAAAUGCAUUACAACAACUAGAAAGCGUCAAAAUAGCUGUGGAUACGAGCGAUGAUCCAAAGUUAAAGGCUGCAACAAAUGAUGAUUUAAAUAUGCUUAUAAAUUUGCUUGAGAAUCCAAUAUUAAGAAGCAUAGUAACACUACAGGAUUCUGUAGCCAUGCUCACUACUCAGGUUGCGCAUCAUCCUUCUAUUAUUCCAGAUGACUUUGAUAUAACACCUGCAGGUGACCUUGCUUUACAAACAAGAAAUUUUUUUGGAAUACAUGAAGGAGAUGAAGAACAAAGAGUUCCACAGGUUUCGCCACCGCAAAGCCUUGAAUUUGGUUUGUCUGGGGAGACCGAAAGAAUAUUAGGAAUUGAUACAGGAUCUGUUGAAUCACCUAAACAGACAAGAAGUAUUUUGGACAUAGCUAGAAACGAUGAGUCACUGGCAUCUGCAAAUAGUAUUGUCAUUGGAGAUUGGGCACAGGUUGAGAUAAUAAAUUUGGUCAAUGAUGGCACUGGUCUCGGAUUUGGUAUAAUUGGCGCCAGAACCAGUGGUGUUAUUGUAAAAACUAUUCUUGCUGGUGGCGUCGCUGAUCGUGAUGGAAGAUUAAAGUCGGGUGAUCAUAUAUUGCAAAUUGGAGAUGUAAGCCUCAUGGAAAUGGGGUCAGAGCAGGUGGCAGGGGUGCUCCGGGCAUCGGGUUCUCGUGUCCGUUUGGUAGUGGCUCGUGGGGUAGACCCGGCGACCUUGCACCCAUCAACUGCACCUGUCGUGCCGGCUAGACUUCUGUCAAGCCCUGAAGCUCUGGACCGCUAUCUCAUGGAAGCUGGUUUCGAGCAAGUAUUCCACACACAGCCGACACCACUUCCAGUCAACUCCGCUUCAACAAGAUUUGUCUUCGAUAAAUCCAUCACUCCGCCUCCAGAAAGCGACGCAGAGUCACCUGAAGUAGAUAGGUUUACCGUGCAACUUAAAAAGGACGAAAAUGGAUUGGGUAUCACCAUAGCAGGUUAUGUGUGUGAAAAAGAGGAAUUGUCCGGGAUUUUUGUGAAAUCGGUGACCCCGGGUAGUGCGGCUGCUCUAAGUGGUAAAGUGCGCGUUAAUGACCGCAUAGUGGCAGUUGAUGGCGUCUCACUCGCGGGUAAAUCAAACCAAAGGGCAGUGGACGCUCUCAAGCAGAGUGGGAACAUUGUCACCCUAGAACUUGAGAGAUAUCUUCGUGGUCCGAAAUUCGAGCAACUCCAGCAGGCCAUAGCGGCGGGUGAAAGCGCAGCGGCUGGAAUGACGAAUGUCAGCAAUCCCUUCUUGCACAUGCAUCGCGCUGAUAACUCUGAUUCCAGCGAACACCAAAUACAGAUGACACACCUUAAUACCACUUCAGAGACCAGUGUCGACGAUGUGAGCGAAAGCGGUCGUAGCUCUGUGUCGACGAUACAGCGACCGCAGCCGGCCUUUGAGAUGCCGCGGACACAGGAGCAAAAGGACGCCAUUAAGAGGAAGUGGCAGGCCAUACUUGGUGAUGACGUUGAGAUAGUGGUAGGUGUGGUGGUCCGAGGUGGUGGAGGCCUGGGUAUCUCCCUGGAGGGCACCGUGGAUGUGGAAGGUGGUAGAGAGGUCCGACCCCAUCACUAUGUCCGGUCUGUCUUGCCCGAAGGACCAGUGGGGCGUGCACGUGUGCAUAGACCCGGAGAUGAGUUACUUGAGGUGAACGGCCACAGACUGUUAGGCAUGAAUCACCUGGAAGUCGUAUCUAUUCUCAAGGAGUUGUCAAGUGAGGUCUGCAUGGUUUGCGCAAGACCUAGACCUACGCCAGCCAUAGACCUGACUCCACCUGCACCUACACUUGUUAAGGCAAAGUCAGAUGGAAGUCUGGCCGGCGCAGGCGCAGGUGUCGAAGAUGGUAACACAGGAAAGGUUCGUUCGCGCAGUCUGGAACCACUAACAGGCCUGGCUAUGUGGUCUUCAGAGCCACAGAUUAUUGAGUUAGUAAAAGGCGAGCGUGGUCUAGGUUUCUCGAUCCUAGACUAUCAGGACCCGCUGCGUCCUGCGCAUACGUUGGUUGUUAUUCGCUCGUUGGUGCCGGGGGGCGUGGCUCAACAAGAUGGAAGACUUAUACCCGGGGAUAGAUUACUAUUUGUUAAUGAUCAGAAUUUGGAAAACGCAAGUCUAGAGCAGGCAGUAGCGGCUCUGAAGGGCGCCCCAAGGGGCGUGGUCCGCAUCGGAGUGGCUAAGCCUUUGCCAUUGGCUGAUCACCCACCGCCGCCACCCACCACACCUCCGCCGUCGGCUUAAAACUCACUCCGCAUUAUUUAUGAUUGAGUUUCAUACAUACUAAAUUUCAUAAAUUUAAUCUAAUCAAUAAUAUAUGUAAUGGCGCCAAAAUUACAACAUAGUAUAGAGAGAGAUCUUUCUCGAUUAUUGCACUUACGCGGCGUCAUCUAUACAAUUUUACUUAUACAGUCCAUCAUUUUGACAAAUGACAAUUGUCACUUUGGUGAUAUUGGAAUAUUCGUUCAUUGUUGAGUUCAACAAACUUUUAAAGAAUCUUCCAUAAAAACUUAUUAGUAUUAUUUACAAGCGAUCAUUGUAUAAAGAACUGAAAUGUGAGAACACAUAGUAUACAUUAGAAUGCCAAGUUAUAACACAGUCUGUAAAUGGCCCUCUAUCUAUGUAUAGUAUAAUUGUUAAAAAAAAUAGUACACGAUCAAGUAUCAUGACAAGAUUUUAUUGUAUCUUUGUGCUUAUAUAAGUAAUAAACUGGCAAGAAACUAUGAAUUACAAAUAUUCCUUACGGUUAUUACUUCUUUCUAGCCAUUAAAGUGCUCGGUUUUGUACUUAUUGAAAUAAGAUUUUAUUUAUAUUGAAAUAUAUAUUAGCGUUAUCAGCAUUAUUUAAAAAGUUUAUAAAGUAUUAUUGUAAUUUGUUGUAUGAUCAUUGGCUGACGUUAUUACCAACAUCGUUGGAUUAUAAGUAUUAUUAUAAGACUAUUAAUUGUUAUCAUUCCAAAUAUUUUGAUUUAGAAAUAAAAUAGAAUAAAU
Pieris napi is the source of this 3238-nucleotide messenger RNA. It is a transcript of the gene Patj, whose product is annotated as patj homolog. Gene Ontology annotation, molecular function: protein binding. Bases 174 to 2492 code for a protein of 772 amino acids. The record is from RefSeq and is a predicted model, not a curated record. The transcript is spliced from 17 exons. Lineage: Eukaryota; Metazoa; Arthropoda; Insecta; Lepidoptera; Pieridae.